This is a messenger RNA of Diaporthe batatas, 724 nucleotides long. RefSeq lists its product as uncharacterized. NCBI's taxonomy places the organism in Eukaryota, Fungi, Ascomycota, Sordariomycetes, Diaporthales, Diaporthaceae. The transcript has 3 exons. The record is from RefSeq and is a predicted model, not a curated record. The coding region runs from base 173 to 724 and encodes 183 amino acids.
CUCUCCUUCAACCAGUUCAAUACACAAGACCCAACAACCACGGCACAUUGCCUCAGGCAGCAUCACUCCUUCACUGCAACACCACAACGCGUUUGCGUCAAGCAAUCACAAGCUUCUCCAACACGCCCUUUCGUCAUCCACCCUUCAAGCAAACCAUUGCAGUCUGGUGACCAUGACGACCUUCACUUUCCUUGUCAUCAUCUCCCUCCUCCUCCUGCAGGUUGCGGGGCGCGGAGUGGCCUUUCCUACCAUCAUCCUGCAGCAGCAUGAUGGCAUCUUCCCCAAUGCGACCAACACCACUGUCACUAUCACUGGCACUGUCGUCUCCCUCUCCCCCACUGGUUUCUCUUCCAUCAUCCCCACUGCCGACCCGGUCAAGCGCUACGACAGUGUUGGCAAGCCCAUUGACAACCACGAGAUUCUUCCUGGCUACGGCAAGGAGAAGCGUCAGCGCAAUGUCUGCCACCUCUCUUGCGACCCUGUCUCCCUCGUCGACAUCUGCGAGAGUGAUCCUGUCCUCGCAAACUGCGACACUGAGUGCUCUCUCCAGACCACUGGCAUGGUUCCCCUUGGCGGUGCUGCUGUCAUCGGCCAGGUAGACACUGUCAUUCCCACCGACGCUAUGGUCGCAUGCCUCACUCACUGCAAAUGCGCCAGUGGCCAUGGCUCGGGCAUUGUCGAUAGGGACAGCAACAGUGACAACCCCUUUGAGGGCCUGGACUAG